GGGAAACCCUUUGCCAGCACCGGCUCAACUUCCACCACUGGAUUCGCACUGAAUAUUUUAACAAACCCCGCUCUCCUCAGUUACUGUGUUUGUGUGUGUGUGUGCUCUGUGCAGUCACUGCCUGGGUGAUAUGAUUCUUCUGACAAGUUUGCAUUCACACAAUAGACCUAGCAAGGGAGAGCUGAAGCAGGAGAAAAAGGAAUGCAGUAAAAGUAGUGACAGCAGAGGCGGCAUCUCGGGAGUCAAAAGAAGCACAAUCCUUACAGCUCUCGACCAAGCCAGUCUUGUGGAUUAAGUCUUCUUUUCUAAGCCAGACUGCAAGAGCUCAUCCUACAAGAGACUCUCUCACUCUGUUUUACUCUCUCUAUGCCAUUGCAGGGAGUAUGGACUUGGCUCAGUGAGCUGCUCUGUUUGUCUCUUCCACGCUCUCCCUCAUCCACCACAUUUACUUUCCUCCAUCUCCACUGCCUUUUUUCCCCUAUCACCUUACUCAUGUUUCUUCUUCUCUCUGUCGCUUCUUCCUGCUGUCUUAAAGUCAGAGCAGCAACCUGAAGAAAAUGGCUGUUAGCACUAGCUAUUAGCUACCUACGUCUUAGAGAAGGUGGCUUUUAGGGGUGACCUCGUCCAUCAUCAUCCUUUGGCAUUUAGGACAGACCUCUUCCCCCACCUCCCAUCCUCACCCAGCAUCACAGGGUGGGAUGGGACGGGGUUGGGUGAGUUAGGCUGGGGCUCAAGGGUUAGCAACAGGGUAGGCAAUGCCAGAUAGUAAAGGACGUGGGGAAAGAGGAGGUGGAGGUGGGUGUUUGCAAGGGAAGUGGAGGCUGAGGAAGCGAGGUAACCGUUCAGCUAUCCCAGCACUUUUCACCAUCACUGAGGAGGAGGAGGUACAGAGACGAAGAGAUGCUUGCAAGAGAAAGAAAAAAGCAUCGUACUCUCACUUUAAGUCGGAGGAUGGCACCGUGUCGUCAACCACCCGUCCCAGCUCUGCGGGCUCUGGGCAGACCUACACUCCCACCCUGACCCCUACACCCACUCCUACACCUAGUCGCACCACCAACAGCAACAGCCCCAGUAACAAUGCUGGCACCAAAACAGACUCGCUGCUCUUCAACAAGAUUGACGAGAGACUUAGGUUGGCCCGUGAGCGCCGGGAGGAGCGUGAAAAACAGAAUGCUGCCAAGGAGGCCCAGUGGCAGGCCCGUGAGGAACGAGCCAGGCAGCACUAUGAGAAACACUUGGAGGAGAGAAAGAAAAAGCUGGAGGAGCAGCGGGUAAAGGAGGAGAAGAGACGGGCUGCCGUGGAGGAGAAACGUCGGCAAAAAAUAGAGGAAGACAGGACUCGUCAUGAGGCAGUGAUUCGCAGGACUAUGGAGAAGAGCCAGAAAACCAGACAGAAGGCCAACCGUUGGUCUUGGGGAGGAACUCUGCAGACAAACACUCCCUGCACAACAGCUGGUUUUGUCGAGUCAGCUUUCCUCUAUCCACUCGACCUUGCUGGACUGGAGCACAUGCAGAGUGCUUUCAGUCUCUACUACAGAUACGGAAUGACAUCCCAAUAUGCUGAUAGGCGCUCAGUGUCCACAAUGAAUUUAUCCAAGCAUACAGACCCUGUCAUUACCAAGCGCCUCUCUUCCUCCUCUGCCACACUCCUGCACUCACCAGAUCGAGGACUGCGCCGCCUUCCACUGACGCCAUGGGAGAGCAACAUGGUGAACCGCCUGCAGCAGCCAACACACUCCUACCUGGCCCGCAGCCGCAGUGCAGUGAGUCUGUCAGGAGACCAAUCAGCCAUGCCUGUGUGUCCUCGCUCAGUGUCCUGCCACCCCAUGGGCUCAAUGUCCUUCAAGGCCCUGCAGGCACAGCCACUGCCUCACUGUCGCAGCCAGGAAAGGAACCUCAGCAGGGACGCAGCUUCCUCGUCUUUAAACACCCCGCGCAGGAGGACAACCGGAACAACACAGCGGCAAAAAGACCGUGACAUUGUCAGGAAGUCAUGGAGCAACCUGACACUUCCACUUGCUCCUGUUCUGUCAUUGCCCCCAAGCAAGCGCUCCUCUUCCCCAAUCAAGAAGAGCGGUAAAGUGACAGCACCCUCUCCUGGCAGACCUCCACAGAAACCAGUGGGGCGCCCUCCAACCCCCAAGUUACUAAAGUCUCCAGGGGCGGAAGAUCCUGGAAAUCUUCGUCCUGUCAGGAUCACACCUGAGAGUUCCCACCCUUCGACCCCCACCAGAGGAGAGGAGGAUGAUGAGCAGGUCCUCAGCCCUCCUCAGCCUCGACCUCAGCCACUGGGUCAGAACAAGAGCUCGAAUGAGCAAACGGCAACCAGCGAGAGUGUAAGCAGUCCACCAGCUCACAAGCCUUCAGCGGGCACCACAGACCCGGAGGAGGCGAGUCGUAUCCUGGCCGAGAAACGACGGCUGGCCCGCGAGCAGAGAGAGAGGGAGGAAGAAGAGCGCAGGCAACAAGAGGAGCAGGCAAGAUUAGCGAAGGAGGAGUUGGCUCGCCGAAAGGCAGAGGAGAGAGCAAGGAGAGAGGAGGAGGCUCAGCGCCAGGCCGAGGAGAGGAGGAAGAAGGAAGAGGAAGAGGAGAGAAAGGCAGAGGAAGAAAGACUUCGGAAAGAGCGAGAAGAGGCAGAGAGACUACAGAAACAGAAAGAGGAGGAAGAGGCUCGACAGAGAGAGGAGGCGGAGCGACUGAGGCAGGAGAGAGAGAGGCACUUCCAGAAAGAGGAGGCUGAACGUCUGGAGAGAAAGAAGCGUCUUGAGGAGAUCAUGAAGAGAACACGGCGUUCAGAGACAACUGAAAAGAAGGUCAGAAAUGGAGACAAUGCAGUGAACCCGGCCUCUCCUGCUGCGUCAGCAGCGACUGAGACGCCAACACACAAUAGUAACGGCAACUUAAGCCAACCAGAUCCCACCCCAAACCCCAACACCACAGCACUGAGCCAUCCUGACCAGAGGGAGAAUGGGGAGUUUGAAGAGGUGCUUGUACUGCCUUCACAUUCCAGGUUGUCUCCUCCUGAAGGAGAGGAACAGCAACAGCAGGAGGAUGACAGAGUUCCUGUCCUAGCCUUCUCAGAGAAUGGUCUACUGAAACCUCUAAGCAGAGUAGACGAUAUAUCAGCCCAGCAGGGAGCAGAUGUUGCAUGAUGCCCUGAUGCAACAUGACGAUUCCACACCCACAGACAUGAAGGAGAGGUCAAACAGAGAGGUGGAGCAGUACAGAGCUGUUGGACUGAAUCAGUAGGACAACUCUCAGCACUAGAUUCUUCCUUUCUUCCUCUCCUGUGACAGAAGAGCACUGUUCCCAAAGAUGGUGUCUCCAAACAUCUUGCAAGGGCAUCACUGAGAGAGAUUACUCUUCCCUCAUCCUGCACUCUGUGGGGCAAAGCUUGUUUUUCUGUAUCUGAACAUGAUUACACUUGGUGAUCAUGUAUGUUCUGUGUUAUAGCCACAGGUUUCCCUGAUUCUUAAGUGAAUGUCCUGAAAUCACAGAAGGGCAUUGAGUGUGAAUAGUCUUGUGAUGUGCGUGAUUGAGAGCGUGAAUGAGAAACUGACAAAAAUGUAAAAACUAAGAUCAGCUGUCAGUCAGCAGCUGUGAUACUUGAACGUUUUUGAACUAUUUUUCUGUAGACAGAUUGUGAUCAGCGAUGUGACUUUAGCUCAGGCCCCAAUCUAGCUUCGUUUAUGAAUUUUUGUCUCUAACUGGAACCUUAUGGUUCUCACAAGUUAAUAUUUCUACAGAAAUGUGAGAAAUAAAGUGUGCUACAGGAAUGAUAUCAGUGCAUGAAGUUGUAUUAAGACUAAUGGGGAAAAAAGGUAUGUCAUGUAAUAUAUUUUGCUGUUUCUACAGUGUUUAAACUAGGUUAUUACUGGGGUGGAACAGGUGCUGGAGUAUUAUGACUUUAGGUUUAAUAAUGACAAAAAUGAACAUACUGUCCUCUGAAAACUGAAAAUGUAGGGUAUAAACUUCAGCUUUUCUUUAAAUUGCUGUACAGAUAAAAUGAUUUGUCGUCAUUCUUUGUUCAAAUUUACAAAAACAUGUGCUUCAUUAUAAAGUUCUGCCCUUUCAUUCAUUCACAUUUUAACCCUGUCACAGUUGCACUCAUUCUACAUCCUGUCACUGCCUGUAAGCCACUUUUUUGGCCAAGUAAAUCCAAACUGGAUUGAAUGAAUUUACUGAUGUUAUUGUUAAAAUAAUCUGAUUUGUUUCCAAGGAUUUGACAGAUGCUGCUAAUUAUGACAUUCCUUGGCCUUAACAUAGUGUAGAAGGAAUGAUAUGACUUUGCUUCAAGAGCUCAAUCGCUUUUGCCCUUUGUCCAAACUCCCCAGUGGCUUUUCUUGAAUUCAGUAUGAAUCAUCAAAUAUUUGUGUCACGCAGUUAUAAAUAAUACAACUCAUAAUUCAUACCACUUCUCACUGUGGCAAAACAAAAGGUGGAAUUUACUACAUUUCUAGAACCGGGCCAUUACACUUCAUUUUCACUCAGCUCCUACAAAUGAUCUGCAUUAGGGUCCUCAGACUCGAGCACUGUCUAACAGUACCACUAAAGAAUAAACUUCAGAUGUCUUGAUUAUGUACUGCAGGACGUUACCAGCAGUACACAUGGCAUGCUGUUAUAUAUUUGAUGCUAUAAAUGUAAAAAUGUAUAUUUUAUUACUACCACAAAGAUUUGAAUAUAGCCCUUUGCUUCAGAGGAAGCAUGAGGUGAGCUCUCUGAAUCAUUGUAAAAGUAAAAUCUCUCUACAACUGCUGCAGCUGUACUGCUUCAAAUGAAUAAAACUUUUUGAACUGGUUA
Pelmatolapia mariae (spotted tilapia) is the source of this 4800-nucleotide messenger RNA. RefSeq names its product microtubule-associated protein 7b (gene map7b). Gene Ontology annotation, cellular component: microtubule cytoskeleton. Bases 756 to 3152 code for a protein of 798 amino acids. The transcript has 19 exons. NCBI's taxonomy places the organism in Eukaryota, Metazoa, Chordata, Actinopteri, Cichliformes, Cichlidae. Gene Ontology annotation, biological process: microtubule cytoskeleton organization. The record is from RefSeq and is a predicted model, not a curated record.